AUGGAGGUUUUCCCUGGUGGCUUAGAAACAUGGUACAGCUGUUGCGAAGGUGUCCCUGGAUCCCCCGGCUGUCAGGUCGCCAAGCUCCAUGUUCAUGACCAACAAGAAAACCUAGAGGGCUUCGUGAAGACAUUUGCCAGGUUCCGACCCCACAGUGAUAGUCACGGUGUAUUUGCUAUGAAUUGUGAAAUGUGCUAUACAGCCAAAGGCUUGGAACUUACCCGAGUGACAGUGGUGGACCCCAGCCUCCGGGUAGUCUAUGAUACAUUUGUGAAACCAGAAGAAGAAGUCAUUGACUAUAACACUAGGUUUUCUGGUGUGGUUGAAGAUGAUUUGAAGAACACUAAAACAUCAAUCCAUGAUGUGCAAGCCAUCUUGUUGAACCUGUUCAGUGCUGACACUGUACUGAUUGGGCAUAGCUUUGAAUAUAGUCUGUAUGCUCUUAAGUUAAUUCAUACUUCAGUUGUGGACACAACAGUUCUGUUUCCUCAUCGCCUAGGCUUGCCCCAUAAAAGAUCCCUAAAGAGUCUAGUGGCUGAUUACCUGCAGAGAAUCAUUCAGGAUGAUGGUCACAGUUCAAGUGAAAACGCAGCUGCUUGCAUGGAACUGGUUCUCUGGAAGGUGAAAGAAGACCUGAAGGGGAGGAAGUAGCCCCUCUGCCCGAGAAUCACCUUCCGGCUCCACACUGGCCCCCUGGCUGCUCCGGGCCACCGCUGCUGGCAGCAGAGUUCAGUCUGUAAUCGUGUGAGAUUUCUUGACACUUUCAAAGAGAAGAGGAGGAGGAAGUGCUGCUAAGGUUUAUUUACUACAUUUUAAAGGUUAAAUUUCCAUGGUAAUUUCUAAAGUUGUGACUGGGAGUUGAGGAGCAAUUAUGUUGAAUUUUCAACUUAUCUUAGUAGGAAGUGUGUGAUUAACAGGAAGAUGGUUUAAAGAGUAAAGUGAUGGGUCCAUGACUUUCAUAAAGGUCAUUUCUCAGGUUCCCUACAUUUUUUCUCUCUAAAUACCUAAAACCAUCAUACUAAUUGGAGUUAAAAACAUUUUUACCUAACAAAAUUGUAACAGUUUUCUUUAGUUUACUUAUGUAUAGAUAGAAGUAGAGAUUUUCCUUACAAAAUAUGUGGAAGUAAAUGUUAACUUCUC
Messenger RNA from Manis javanica (Malayan pangolin), 1140 nucleotides. The record is from RefSeq and is a predicted model, not a curated record. NCBI's taxonomy places the organism in Eukaryota, Metazoa, Chordata, Mammalia, Pholidota, Manidae.